This is a messenger RNA of Caenorhabditis elegans, 2093 nucleotides long. It is a transcript of the gene cep-1, whose product is annotated as Transcription factor cep-1. The record is from RefSeq and is marked reviewed. The coding region runs from base 7 to 1941 and encodes 644 amino acids. NCBI's taxonomy places the organism in Eukaryota, Metazoa, Nematoda, Chromadorea, Rhabditida, Rhabditidae. The transcript is spliced from 13 exons. Gene Ontology annotation, biological process: regulation of DNA-templated transcription. Gene Ontology annotation, cellular component: nucleus. Gene Ontology annotation, molecular function: DNA binding; DNA-binding transcription factor activity.
CGCAGAAUGGAACCCGAUGAUUCACAACUCAGUGAUAUUUUGAAAGAUGCAAGAAUACCCGAUUCGCAGGACAUCGGCGUAAAUUUGACACAAAAUCUAAGCUUCGACACUGUCCAGAAAAUGAUAGACGGAGUAUUCACUCCAAUAUUCAGUCAAGGGACUGAAGAUUCACUGGAAAAAGAUAUAUUAAAGACGCCUGGAAUUUCAACUAUCUAUAACGGAAUACUGGGCAAUGGCGAGGAAACCAAGAAAAGAACGCCAAAGAUUUCCGAUGCUUUCGAACCGGAUUUGAAUACUUCUGGAGAUGUAUUCGACAGUGAUAAAUCAGAAGAUGGUUUAAUGAAUGAUGAAUCAUAUCUAUCGAAUACAACGUUGUCGCAAGUUGUGCUCGACUCCCAAAAGUAUGAAUAUCUUCGAGUACGUACAGAGGAAGAACAGCAACUUGUAAUUGAGAAGCGUGCCAGAGAACGAUUUAUUCGAAAAUCGAUGAAAAUCGCGGAAGAAACAGCAUUAUCCUAUGAAAAUGACGGAUCGAGAGAGCUUUCUGAAACUAUGACACAGAAGGUUACACAAAUGGAUUUUACGGAAACAAAUGUGCCUUUUGAUGGAAAUGAUGAAUCAUCGAAUUUGGCUGUAAGAGUUCAAUCAGAUAUGAAUUUGAAUGAAGAUUGUGAAAAAUGGAUGGAAAUUGACGUUCUUAAACAGAAAGUGGCAAAAAGUUCAGAUAUGGCAUUUGCAAUUUCAUCGGAACACGAAAAAUAUCUUUGGACUAAAAUGGGAUGUCUAGUGCCGAUUCAAGUGAAAUGGAAAUUGGAUAAACGUCAUUUUAACAGUAAUUUAUCACUUAGAAUCAGGUUUGUGAAAUACGACAAAAAAGAAAAUGUCGAAUAUGCGAUUCGAAAUCCAAGAAGUGAUGUGAUGAAGUGUCGAAGUCAUACUGAACGAGAACAACAUUUUCCAUUUGAUUCAUUUUUCUACAUUAGAAAUUCAGAACACGAAUUUUCAUAUAGUGCGGAAAAAGGAAGUACAUUUACAUUGAUAAUGUAUCCAGGCGCAGUUCAGGCGAAUUUUGAUAUAAUCUUCAUGUGUCAAGAGAAGUGCCUUGAUUUGGAUGAUCGACGAAAAACGAUGUGCCUUGCGGUCUUUUUGGACGAUGAAAAUGGAAACGAAAUUCUCCACGCAUACAUCAAACAAGUUCGAAUUGUUGCCUAUCCACGACGUGACUGGAAGAAUUUCUGUGAGCGAGAAGACGCAAAACAAAAGGAUUUCAGAUUUCCCGAGUUACCUGCCUACAAGAAGGCGAGCCUAGAAUCGAUAAAUAUCAAACAAGAGGUCAAUCUAGAGAACAUGUUCAACGUGACCAAUACUACUGCACAGAUGGAACCAUCAACUUCAUAUUCAUCUCCAUCAAACAGUAAUAAUCGGAAGAGAUUUUUGAAUGAGUGUGAUUCUCCAAAUAAUGAUUAUACAAUGAUGCACAGAACUCCACCAGUAACAGGUUAUGCAAGUCGUCUUCAUGGAUGCGUUCCUCCGAUUGAAACUGAACACGAAAACUGUCAAUCUCCGUCGAUGAAGAGAAGUCGCUGUACCAAUUAUUCGUUUAGAACGCUCACUCUGUCGACUGCUGAGUAUACAAAAGUCGUCGAAUUUCUGGCACGCGAAGCAAAAGUUCCCAGAUACACUUGGGUUCCGACGCAAGUAGUCUCCCAUAUAUUGCCAACUGAAGGACUUGAAAGAUUCCUCACCGCUAUAAAAGCAGGGCACGAUUCAGUGUUGUUCAAUGCAAACGGAAUUUAUACAAUGGGGGAUAUGAUUAGAGAAUUCGAGAAACAUAAUGACAUCUUCGAAAGAAUUGGUAUCGAUUCUUCGAAAUUGUCGAAAUACUACGAAGCGUUUCUCAGCUUUUACCGCAUCCAGGAAGCGAUGAAACUGCCAAAGUAAAAAUCAUAUCACCACCUGGUUUAAUCGCCUAAUUUGUUUUCACAAUAUUCAUCCUUUUCAAAGCACCGCAUUUCUCACUAGAUACUCAAACUGACAUUUGUUCCUUUUUAUAAUCGCAUUUUUUCGUAAUAAAGUUUGUUCGUUUUAUCAAU